Messenger RNA from Solanum tuberosum (potato), 1760 nucleotides. RefSeq names its product putative UPF0481 protein At3g02645. The record is from RefSeq and is a predicted model, not a curated record. NCBI's taxonomy places the organism in Eukaryota, Viridiplantae, Streptophyta, Magnoliopsida, Solanales, Solanaceae. The coding region runs from base 291 to 1721 and encodes 476 amino acids. The transcript is spliced from 5 exons.
CAUAUUAAAUUAUAUUACAUUAUAUUAUAUAUGAAUAUUUGAUCACAUUUUCUCUUAUAAAUUUACAGGUGACCUGUCGUAUAGAAACAACAAACCAAAAAAAGAAACAAAUAAAUAAAAAAGAAACAGCCAAAGCAAAGAGGAAUUACAUUUGAAGAAAGAGGAAUGGAACACUCAACCAGUGAGAUUACCCCAACUAAUGACCAACUUUCACUACAUUCUCAACUGAAAAAGAUGAGGAGAAGCAAGAGUUGAGUAGAACAAAAGAAGAAACAGCCAAACCAAAGAGGAUGUGUCUUGUAGAAAUUGGAGCUGAAGAAAGAGGAAAGGCACACUCCAAUGAGAUUACCUCAAUAGAUGAUCAAAUUUCACUGUUACCUCAAAUUGAAAAUGCUGAGAUAGAAGAAAAGAGGAAAGUGGAUCAUUUAAGCAGUAGCAUAAAUGAAAUAAUGGAUGAAAUGUUUGAGGAUUUAGACAAAUCAUCUAUUAAAUCGCGUUCCAUAUUCAAAGUAAAUGUGCGGCUACGUGAAUCAAAUUCAGAUGCUUAUACACCAAAGAUGGUAUCUAUUGGUCCUUACCAUAAAAAAAAUCCUCAACUUGAUCCAAUGGAAAUGUACAAAUUAUUGUACCUGCGACGAUUUCUUCAACGGAAGAAGCUUGAUGUGAAAAGCUGCAUCAGUGAAUUGCAGAAACUGAAGGAGGAAGCACUUAAGUGUUACGACGUCAUAGAAGAACUUGGUAAUGACAGUCAAUUUUGCCAAAUGUUGUUGCUUGAUGGUUGUUUUGUGGUUGAGUUUAUUCGAGAGCGUUGUGAAAUGUGUCCAAAAGGAGAAGACAAAAUUAUCAAUAUUAAUGAUAAUUACAUAUUUCGAGACUUGAUGUUACUAGAAAACCAACUUCCUUUCUUUGUUCUCAACCAACUUCAUGACAUGACAAAGCAAGAUGAUGAAUUACCAUUGGCAAUACUGGUGAAUAAGGUGUUUACCUUUUUUGUUAACUGGCCAAAAAUGACCUUUGAAUCCUUUGGAAAGAUAGAAUGUAAUGCAGAAAAUAUCAAACAUUUACUUCAUGUAGUACACAUAUUUUCAUGUCAUGGCCAGAAUCCCAUGAAAAAGUCAAAUGAUAACAAAAAGAGGCAUAUGAUCAUGCCAAAUGCAACAGAGCUUUCCGAAGCUGGAGUUAGCUUUGCAAAGAUCGGAAAUAUCAAUAGAAACAAAGACAAUAUUAGCGAUAUGACAAGUUUAUUUGAUAUAAAGUUCGAAAAUGGAUUGAUGACAAUCCCUUGUUUUCAAGUCGAAGAUAAUACGGAAACCCUCUUGCGAAAUCUCAUUGCUUAUGAGCAACAAUCGUCUGAUGUACAACCUAAAUAUUUUAGUGAUUAUGCAACUUUUAUGGAUUAUCUUAUCGACUCAGACAAAGAUGUGAAUUUGCUUCGCCGGAAAGGAAGCAUAGAGAACUGGAUGGGAGAGGACAAAGAAGUAGCUAGCAUCUUCAACAAAAUCGGAAAUGGAGUCGGUGUUGAUCCCAACAACUUCUAUUACAAUGAAGAAUGCUUAAAAGCAAUUCAGCAUUGUGAAAAACCAUGGAACAGAAUGAAGGCAAAUUUGAAGCACAAUUAUUUUAAUAGCCCUUGGGCAGCAGCUUCAACUGUGGCAGCUAUCAUACUCCUUAUACUCACAACUAUACAGACUAUUUUAGCUAUCACAAGUGCCGUUAAGUAGUAAUUGUCUCAAUUGUAGUGUUGAUGAGCUUAUGAGUUA